GUUUUCCCACGCAACCCCGUCUCUGCGUGGGCCAGCCCCACCCCCACGGUCGCUCGGUGCGCGCUGAGUCGUGGAUGUGUUCGGGCUGCAAUUGGUCUGCGGUGAGGCAGGGAUGGGUGCGCGUGUGUCUCUCUUUUCCCCCCAACUCCCCUCGCCUCCUCUUUGCCUCCCGCAGUUUUUCUGGGCGCUGCUGUUCACCCGCGGGCUGGUGGGGAUCGGGGAGGCCAGUUACUCCACCAUCGCCCCCACAAUCAUCGCCGAUCUCUUCGUCGGGGACUUGCGGAGCCGCAUGUUGUCCAUCUUCUAUUUCGCUAUCCCCGUCGGCAGUGGCCUGGGCUACAUUGUGGGUUCCAAGGUGACAGACCUCGCCGACGACUGGCAUUGGGCACUGAGGGUGAGUGAGAUCAUUUAUCCAGGCGCCAGUCACUCAGACGACACUCAUCCCUGAUUCUCACGCCGUCCC
Chiloscyllium plagiosum (whitespotted bambooshark) is the source of this 463-nucleotide messenger RNA. NCBI's taxonomy places the organism in Eukaryota, Metazoa, Chordata, Chondrichthyes, Orectolobiformes, Hemiscylliidae. The record is from RefSeq and is a predicted model, not a curated record.